GCGGCGCUCUGACGUGUAUUAGAGGUUUGGAAAGAUGACGUGUCGCUGAGGAGCCUCUUCUGCUUCUCUCUCCUCAGGCUGAGCCACACAGGAGCUGCUCAGCGGCUGCACGGCACCGAAAUCCGCCUGGAGCACCGACACACAGCAACAUGGCUAUUAAAUUUUUGGAGGUGAUAAAACCAUUUUGUGCAGUAUUACCCGAGAUCCAGAAACCUGAGAGACGGAUUCAGUUCAGAGAGAAGGUGCUAUGGACAGCCAUCACCCUGUUCAUCUUCCUGGUGUGCUGCCAGAUUCCCUUAUUCGGUAUCAUGUCAUCAGACUCUGCAGAUCCCUUUUACUGGAUGAGAGUCAUUCUCGCUUCCAACAGAGGUACUUUGAUGGAGUUGGGUAUCUCUCCCAUCGUCACCUCUGGGCUCAUCAUGCAGCUGCUGGCUGGAGCUAAAAUCAUCGAGGUUGGAGACACACCAAAAGACAGAGCACUGUUUAACGGUGCCCAGAAAUUGUUUGGAAUGAUCAUCACCAUUGGCCAGGCUAUUGUGUAUGUGAUGACUGGCAUGUAUGGAGACCCGUCAGAGAUGGGUGCUGGGAUCUGUCUGCUCAUCAUCAUUCAGCUGUUUGUGGCAGGGUUGAUUGUGCUGCUGCUGGACGAGUUGCUGCAGAAGGGCUAUGGUUUGGGUUCAGGUAUCUCUCUCUUCAUUGCCACCAACAUCUGUGAAACAAUCGUAUGGAAAGCCUUCAGUCCAACUACAGUCAACACAGGCAGAGGUACUGAGUUUGAGGGUGCUAUUAUUGCUCUGUUCCACUUGCUGGCCACUCGUACUGACAAAGUGCGAGCUCUGAGAGAGGCCUUCUACAGGCAGAACCUGCCCAACCUCAUGAACCUCAUCGCUACUGUCUUUGUCUUUGCCGUGGUUAUAUAUUUCCAGGGCUUCAGAGUCGAUCUGCCCAUCAAGUCUGCACGUUACCGUGGACAAUACAACACGUAUCCCAUCAAGCUUUUCUACACCUCUAACAUUCCCAUCAUCCUGCAGUCUGCACUGGUGUCCAACCUGUACGUCAUCUCUCAGAUGCUCUCCACUCGCUUCAGUGGCAACUUCCUGGUCAACUUGCUGGGCACCUGGUCUGACACCUCGACUGGAGGGCCAGCUCGUGCUUACCCUGUAGGCGGUCUGUGUUAUUACCUCUCCCCUCCUGAGUCCUUUGGCUCAGUCUUAGAUGAUCCAGUCCAUGCUGUCAUCUAUAUCGUCUUCAUGCUGGGCUCCUGUGCUUUCUUCUCAAAGACAUGGAUUGAGGUGUCUGGAUCUUCUGCCAAAGAUGUUGCAAAACAGCUUAAAGAACAGCAGAUGGUGAUGAGGGGACACAGAGACACAUCCAUGGUGCAUGAACUCAACAGGUACAUCCCCACAGCUGCAGCUUUUGGAGGACUAUGCAUAGGUGGCCUCUCUGUCAUGGCUGAUUUCCUGGGUGCCAUUGGCUCAGGAACAGGAAUCUUGCUGGCCGUCACCAUCAUCUACCAAUACUUUGAGAUCUUUGUAAAGGAACAAAGUGAAGUCGGCAGUAUGGGUGCUCUGCUCUUCUAAACAACAACAAAAAAGCCCUCCACAGGCACCUUGGACUGACAGAUUUCCGUUUGUUAUUCAGUUCUUUUUAUAUAAUUAUUGUUUUAUCAUAUGGACACAAUCAGUGCUCUGCCACUCUAAGGCAUUUGUGCUUCUUUUUCCAAAAGCCCUCUCAGAAUUCAUCCUGGGAAUGUCUGUGUCCCUGUCUUUCUUGUGGGACAGCCAUUUCUCUCCAUCUAGUCAGCCAAUACACCACCUGCUGCAUUUUUAAUCAAGUUACUAAUGGUUAAAAGCACAGAUGGUAAAUGUUGUGAAAAUGGCCAAACCCAGUGACUCAGACAUGUGCAGCAUAUGUUGGUUUCUCCAACCCAAGAUUUAAACCAGUGCCAGUGUAUGUGUGAUCAGAUAACUGCAGUGUCAUGUCAUGGAGACUGUUAAUUGAUCUGAUGUAAAUAAAAACUUUUUUGACAAAA
This is a messenger RNA of Pangasianodon hypophthalmus (striped catfish), 2032 nucleotides long. It is a transcript of the gene sec61a1b, whose product is annotated as SEC61 translocon subunit alpha 1, like. Gene Ontology annotation, molecular function: transmembrane protein transporter activity; ribosome binding; signal sequence receptor activity. Bases 150 to 1580 code for a protein of 476 amino acids. The record is from RefSeq and is a predicted model, not a curated record. Gene Ontology annotation, biological process: SRP-dependent cotranslational protein targeting to membrane, translocation; post-translational protein targeting to membrane, translocation. NCBI's taxonomy places the organism in Eukaryota, Metazoa, Chordata, Actinopteri, Siluriformes, Pangasiidae. Gene Ontology annotation, cellular component: Sec61 translocon complex; membrane. The transcript is spliced from 12 exons.